Closterium sp. NIES-67 is the source of this 2251-nucleotide messenger RNA. NCBI's taxonomy places the organism in Eukaryota, Viridiplantae, Streptophyta, Zygnematophyceae, Desmidiales, Closteriaceae. The record is from the annotation of a GenBank genome assembly.
AAGCUUUACAUAGAAAUACUCCCCUUACGCCACUAUCUAGUGCAGCUUACCCAAAUGUGGCUGGAGAGCUAGCCAAGCCUGUUCCGUAGUCCUGGACGCGUUCGGUCUUUUACCUGAGCACUCUUCGCUCAGUUCUGUACACUGGACCGAGCAUUCUUGGGUUCCGGCCAACCUGGUCAGCAUAGCAUUUGAACGCUUCGUUUCUACAAGCGCCGUAGGAUAGUUUUUUCUCAAGCGCAAUAAUCACGUGCUUUAUUUAUAUUUCGCAUCCUCGUAGAUACAACCUCUGAUAGAACACCUUCCCCGAUAGCGGGGUCAGCUCGAUCUAAGGAGCGUGCGGGUGACUCAAGGCCUCCGGAUGGAUCUGGGCCGGAGACGCCAUUUCACUGGAAGGGUGCUCUCCACCACGAACCCAGCAUCCUUCCCGGAUGUGUUUGAAAUGGGCAAGAGGCUGGGCUCGGGGCAGUUCGGCACGACCUAUGUGUGCAUAGAGCGUGCCACAGGCCAGGCGUACGCGUGCAAGUGCAUCCCCAAGAGCAAGCUGGUCACGGAGGGCGAUGUGGAGGAUGUCAGGCGGGAGGUGGCGAUAUUGUACCAUGUGCAGAAUCAGCCCAACAUUGUGAACAUCAAGGACGCGUAUGAGGACAAGGAGCACGUGUACAUUGUGAUGGAGCUGUGCACGGGAGGCGAACUCUACGACACGAUUAUAAAGAGGAUAGAGGCCAGAGGAGUGCCGUACUCGGAAAAGGACGCAGCAGAGAUGGCCAAGGUGAUCGUGCGAGUGGUGGAGCGCUGCCACUCCCUGGGCGUGGUGCAUCGUGACCUCAAGCCCGAGAACUUCCUCCUCUCCAACAAUGACGAGGCCACGGCUGAGCUCAAGGCCACGGAUUUCGGCCUCUCCUGCUUCUACAAGGGCGAGGGCAUGUCGCGGCACUGUGGCAGCCCCAUGUACAUGGCGCCUGAGGUGAUCAAGUGGCGGCCAGGGGCGUUCAUCAUGGCCAAGCGCCCGCCAAAGUACGGCCCGGAGGUGGACAUCUGGAGUGCGGGCGUGCUCAUCUACGCGCUGCUCUGCGGCUUCCCGCCCUUCUACCACCGUAGCCACUCCACCAAGGAGAUUUUCAAGGCGGUGCUGCGGGGCAACCCCACCUUCGCCAUUCCCCCCUGGCCGUCCAUCUCCGACCAUGCCAAGGAGCUCGUCAAGUGGAUGCUCAACCCCGACCCCUCGAAGCGCCCCACCGCCCAUCAAGUGCUCUGUCACCCGUGGCUGUCAGAGGGCCUGACUUACUUGGAGCCUCUGCCUCCUGUGGUGCUGACUCGGCUGAAGCAGUUCACAUCCAUGGUCAAGAUGAAGAGGAUGGCCAUGAAGGUGAUAGCCGAAUCCCUCAGGGAGGAGGAGAUCCGCGGGCUGAGGGAGAUGUUCCAGGCGAUGGACACGGACCGCAGCGGCACCAUCACAGUGGAGGAGCUGCGCACGGGACUGAGGAAAUUCGGGGCACAGCUCAGUGACACGGAGAUUAACAAGCUUAUGGAAGAGACGGACAUAGACCAGAGUGGGGAGAUAGAGUACGGCGAGUUCCUAGCCGCCACCAUGCAUCUGAGCAAGAUUGACCAGCAGGAGAACCUGCUGCGCGCGUUUGAGUUCUUUGACCGCGACGGCAGCGGCAGCAUCACCCUGGACGAGAUGCUCAAGGCGUGCGAGGAGCUGAAGAUGAGCCGCGAGGAGGUGGAGAGCAUGAUGCGAGAGGUGGAUGAGAACCAGGACGGCACAAUCGACUACAACGAAUUCGUGGCGAUGAUGCGCAAGACACAGACGCACGGGUUGAGUCGCAGAGACAUUCUGGACGGGCAUGCUGGUCUGACGGAGAUGGAAAUAGGCAGCCAGUCCUUCCGAGACCUCAUGUUGACCGACAUGUGAGGCAUGCAGAGAGCCAUGCUGGACAUGUGAUGCGCCCCUAGAGACGGACAUGUGGGGUGAUUAUGAAGUUCUAGUCUGAGGAUCUACCAUGAAAUGGCUCAAGUAUUAUUGCAUUGGAUGCAUGGUGUUUGAGGCGCAUCAACUCAUGGGUAGUUUGGUGUAGGUAGGUCUGGCCGGGGUAAACAUCUCAAGGCAGGAGGUUGAUGAAUGUGUUACUAAUAAAGUAGUGUACUAGAGAGUGCAAGGAUACUUGGCCAGUGUAGCAGAUUUCUCUAAUGCGAGUACAUUUGGUGAGAUUCUAUACCAAUGAUUAUGGUGGUUGGCUUUGCUAGGUCA